UUAUACAAAGUCAAGAAUUUGAUGACUUUGACAGUGGAUGGCAGAAGCAGUCUGAAUAUUACAAAAAAGGGAAUGAAGACGGACACAAAUACGAAGGACCCGCUGUAUUUAGGUGGAGUACCGAAGGGCACAAGACCGAGAGGUCUGGAGACAACAGGUACAGUUAAAUGGCUGCAAGUAAAAGAAAACGUUUCAGCACUUUUCUGCACCUUACAUAUCAUUUACGACCUUUCAGAGAGUUUCGUGGGCUGCGUUCGAAUUCUGAACGUGGGGAAGAAACCGAGAAAACGGAAAAACGUGGACAUAUCACAAGUGCCUCUCGUCGGUGAUGUAACAAAGAACUCUUGUCCUGUCAACUGA
Molecule: messenger RNA, 360 nt
Organism: Gongylonema pulchrum
Lineage: Eukaryota; Metazoa; Nematoda; Chromadorea; Rhabditida; Gongylonematidae
Source: the annotation of a GenBank genome assembly